AUGAUCUUCUCGAAAUCCUACUGCCCCUACUGUCUACGGGUCAAGGACCUCUUUGAUGACCUUGCCGUCCCCUACAAGGCCCUCGAACUCGACGAACACGAGAACGGGCCCCAGAUCCAGGCUGACCUCAAGACCCUUACCGGACAGACCUCGGUGCCGAAUGUGUUUGUGAAGGGGACCCAUGUCGGUGGGAGUGAUGAUACCCAUGCGGCGAAGGAGUCCGGACGGUUGAGAGAGUUGUUGGACAAGUCUGUUUGGGAUACUCCUUUCCCUGAUGCUUAG
Molecule: messenger RNA, 282 nt
Organism: Linnemannia hyalina
Lineage: Eukaryota; Fungi; Mortierellomycota; Mortierellomycetes; Mortierellales; Mortierellaceae
Source: the annotation of a GenBank genome assembly